Molecule: messenger RNA, 3638 nt
Organism: Hyposmocoma kahamanoa
Lineage: Eukaryota; Metazoa; Arthropoda; Insecta; Lepidoptera; Cosmopterigidae
Gene: rod
Product: kinetochore-associated protein 1
Exons: 2
Coding region: 1-3306 (1101 amino acids)
Biological process (GO): mitotic spindle assembly checkpoint signaling; protein localization to kinetochore involved in kinetochore assembly; mitotic sister chromatid segregation
Cellular component (GO): kinetochore microtubule; cytoplasm; RZZ complex
Molecular function (GO): small GTPase binding
Source: RefSeq, a predicted model, not a curated record
AUGUCUGUGACGUGUAUACCCCUAAAAAAAUUAGACGGUUCAAGAAAACUCGAAGAAUUACAUGCAGAACUUUUGUAUCCCAAACUCGUCAUUUUCGAAGAUAAUCAUAACUUUCGUAUUGUGGAUUUGAACACAAAAGAAGAAUCUAGUAACUCGGAUCUUGUUUUCAACUUCGAACAUGAAAUCCUUGAUAAAACAUUGCAGGAUCACUUGCUGUGGAUUAUUCUAAAAUCUGGUGAGACUGUUGUCGCAGACAUUGUGAAGGGCACACUAGCGAAGAUAAAAUUAGGCAAUUUCACUAAGUACCAAAUUAAUCGACUGCAAAAUGUUAAUCAGAAUGUGUAUUUCUUUAGUGAAGGUGGAGAAUGCCUUCAUGUGCCGCUCAGUGUCCAGGAAUUAGACGAAAGAAUUAGCAAAGGACCAAGUGAGAUUUCUCUAAAUUUAGAGAAGAUUCGUGUACGCAGUAUUGAAUCUGAACACAUGACUAAAAAGCAGCAAUUUGAUAAUCUCUAUUUAUUUAUUGAAAAUGGAGAUAUAAUUGUGGAGUGUCCUUUAACUGGCCUGCAAGAAACUAUAUCUACUGAUGUGAAGAUAGAGCGCAUUGUCCCAUGGGGUGAAUUAGUCGUCUUGUCCAGCAAAGAACGGAUGUGGGCUGUGAAUUUGAGAGAGUCCAAUGUUAUAGUGAAAAAUCUUGCAGUGACCUGGAAAUUUCAUUACAUAUUCUUACCCAUGUCUUCGGUUACUGCUACAAACGAAUUAAUUCCUUUCUACGCCAACAGCUUAGCAGAGGACAGUAUGAAUGAAAUGCGUCUGAAUGUUAAGAACAAAAAUGACUUCAUUACAUUUCGUAUACUGGGCGCAGGUUACGAUUUAUUAUCAGAUGAAUUGCGUGCAGUAAAACGUAAUGCAGCCAAGAGACUAUUAACAAAAGUCAUUUCUUGCCAAGAUCUCGAUGAAAUUUUACUAACAUCCUUACUUCUUAUGUUGAAUGAAGCUGAGAAAUCUGAAGAUAGCAUGUGGAUUGUGGACAUCCUUCAAAGUCAGAAUGAAUCUAUACCGCCAGUAAUAUUACGCUAUCUUUCUUCGCCGUUAAUUCGUAAUUUAUUUAUGUUAGAAAACAUUUUAUCCGGCAAUGUAGUUUCAUACUCACCUCAAUACAUAAUCAAAUCCAAAUUUAAUAUAAAUUUAACCGAUAUUGCACUCUCUGAUAAUACUGAAGAAACGUGGGAUGUGAAAGUGGUAUUAUUCUAUGUCUUGCGUAUGUACCCUGAAACGACAUUCGAGCGACUUGUUGAACUUUGUCGUACUUUGAAUGUUUCUGUUAACGACGGACUUUCCCUUCAACUUAUAGCCCUGCUAACUACUUGGGAACUAAAAUACAAAACGUAUAAGGAUGACUUGGGUUGCCGGCAGAUGUAUUUUGAAAAUAAUGAAAAGGAUCUAAUGUCGAAAUGUUUCACGAUCUGGAAUAGCAUCAGUGACAAAAAUUUAUUGAAAAACAUUCUCAGCGAUUUUUGGAAAAAUGGAGAAAGCACGUUGCAUGGCCGCUCGAUUACAAUUAAUCCAUAUUAUUACGAAGUUUACAUCUGCAUUUUUCAUUUAAUUUAUGGAUCAUCUGUAGAAAUGCGUAGUAAGAAAGAAUACUUUCUAUUAAACUUUUUAAAAGACUACAGACGAAAAAGUACUCCCAAACAGUACGAAUUUGAACUCUUUUCUAUAAAAGGUAUAUUUCCAGAAAUUGGAUAUCAUCGCCUUCCAUUCCACCUCUUUAUGCGAGAAGACAUGUGGUCUAAUUUAAAAUGUGAAAUAACACUUGAAACAUAUGAGCGUUGGUUAUCUGCUGUUGCAUUACUUUCCCUAGAUCCAGAGUUACAAACUGCAAAAGACAUGAUCUGUAGUAACGCCUUAAAACAAAGCAUGACAGCUCGUAAACGCAAUGAAAAUACUGACAAUGACGCCAAAGAUAGUGGACCUUGGCGGAUCACAACAAGAGAGGAGCCUUUGCUUCACGCUGCUCAUCGUUGCCUUAGACAUAUUGUAAACAUAGAUUGGACAGGAGCCUGUCUUUUUUACAUCUUGCAAGGUCUUGCCCGCGGCGCUGAUCAAGUAGCUGCAGCACAACUAUCAUAUCAAUUUGCGCAACGUUGGGCUGCUCAACAGCCAGAUAAUCGUGCUGCUCGACAAAUGGAACGCUUACAUUUUACCCUUUCGACACGUCAUGCAUUACAUAAGAUAGACUGGGCUUGUGAAGAAUUCGUACGACUUGUAGCAGAACCAGCCCAGCUUAUACGGACCUUGUAUCUACAUCCCGAGUUUGUCGAAAAAAUGGCUCGUUAUGAUGUAAAUCGUACAGCCGAUGAAAUAGCAGAUAAGAACGGAAUUAAUAUCAGUUCAAUUAGAUUUCAAAUCUUAGAAAAUAUUCUUUCUACGCAAAGCGAAGAAAAUAAAAGUAAAAAUGCUUCUGGAUUAGACACAAAAACGCUAAUGGUGGCGAAAUACAUACUUAAGGCAGCGUGCCCAAAAAUGAGCGCAAUUUACUUAUCGCGAAUCGUGUUUGAUGACGAAAGCGAUUUUAAUAAAUGUAAGAAGCUCAGAGCUCUGCAGUGUCUCAUGAGUGUUGUAGAUUCAGACACAGCUUUGAAAGUUACUAAUAAAGAUCGCGAUGCUCUUUGGCCAUUGCUCCUGGAAUUAUUGUACACAGUUAAACUUGAAGACAUUGAUAUGCCUUGGCUUGUCGCGAUGUUUGCUCAAGACAAAACUCUUGCACUCGAACAGUUGCUACAGACUGCCUCAGGGAGUGUUCAAGGUUUGAUGGUUGCGGCUGAUCUUUCACGCCGAUAUGGCAAUGUAAAACAUAUUAGGGAACUUUUACCUUUGUUAUUACGCGCUGGUUUGUACGAGGAAAUGAUUCCUUCUCUUUUGAAAAUAUUUUCACCGCCCGAUGAUAUUAUAUACACAGCUUGGAGAGCUGUAAUUUUGUCGCCAUUUCAACGUGCUGACUACCCUAUCACUGAACGUCAGAAAGCAAAAUGCCUAAAGGCGAUGAAUUUGUUACCUCUGUGUCCUGUAAUAAAAGACGCAGAUUUAAUAGAAGUUUGGAAAAACUGUUUGCGAUGCAAAUGUAUUGGUCUCGGUUGUUUGGUUUUGCCAUACAUAACACCCGAGAAAAGGCAAACUAUUAGUGAACUACACAAAAUUGACAAACGAAAAUUGAUUGCGAGUUUAAAGAAUUUGCACUCUGAGACAUAUCUAGUAUCAGGGGCUAUGUUAGUAGUUGAAAGUUUGACAUCGCGAGCUUAUCGAUAGGAAUGCUUAGUCAGACAUAAAAAUUAAAUGCAUAUAUAUUGUGUAACACUAUAUUGUUGGUGCUUUUUUUUAACCUUAAUAUACAAUUCAUAAUGAUUUUUUUAGUUUUAAGAUUUAAAAUAAGUACAUAUGAUAUUGAUAAGUAAAUACUUUUCUUGUGAGAUAUAUCAGACGUUUAUUAAAAAAAAAAUCACAGGUAUUCAUUGACUUACGAUAUUGAUAUGGACGUCGGGUCCGCGCUAAAAAGUGUCCGCACUUGUAAGGCGCUAAAAUCGUAUACAGAGCGCGACACUCCGCUUUAGUCUUCAUUUGUUCUACUGACAGCGCGAUAC